Chrysochloris asiatica (Cape golden mole) is the source of this 555-nucleotide messenger RNA. Its product is annotated as epididymal secretory protein E3-beta-like. NCBI's taxonomy places the organism in Eukaryota, Metazoa, Chordata, Mammalia, Afrosoricida, Chrysochloridae. The transcript has 2 exons. The coding region runs from base 1 to 555 and encodes 184 amino acids. The record is from RefSeq and is a predicted model, not a curated record.
AUGUUCUACAUCAUCCGGGAAGGUAUUUUCUCUGACUUCCACAUUUGUCUCUUCUUUUUCUAUCCUUUUAUUGUCCUUAAAGUCAACAGCAUGCAGGUGAUCUUGGUGACUGAGAUGGCAUCUUCUCUGAAGGUUCUGGUCCCUGUCUUGGUCCUACUGUGCCCCCUAUGGGGGCAGCUUAUAAGUGGCCUGAAAGUCUCCCAGGAGGAGUUCAUGAGACAUCACCAACUGAAUGUACGGAAGGACUUCCUCCAAUACAAAUGUGAUGUCCUCAUGAAGAAAAUAAGGGGUCCGAAAAACAAGGAGUCUCACAUAUUCAUCUAUGCCCCCCGGCAGAUAAUUCAGAAUGUUUGUCUCCGGACUUGGAAAGAACGGUACAGAAAUGUGUAUAUUUGGCUGCAGCGACCCUUCAGAGUACUCACCUGUAAGCUGAAGAAUUCAAAAGCUAAUUACAUAGGGAGGAGGAGCUACAGCUACAUUGAAUUUCAUUGUGGCUUGAGCGGAUUUGUGGAUAGCAUACACGAUAUGGAGGUGCUACAGUUCUCCCCGUAUUAG